AAAGAAAAUUUGGAUUUAUUCACUGCAUAGGUUCAGCGACUAUUGAAGCAAGCUUGGCCCCGCACGUCGUACUAGGUCUGGAUCUCCCUCAAGCGCCGACACCGAAUGGCAGCCGCGUCAUGAAUCCGCGGGCCGCAAUGCUCCGGGGUUUGAACCCCGCGGGCGGAUCCGCAGAGAAUCCAGUCACGCAUCUGCCUAGUGGCCUUGCAGACACGCGUCGCCGGAUGACGAUCAUGGCGUCCGAAGACAGCAGCUGGAGCUCAUCAGAGCGCGACGCUGACAGCAGCUACGACGAUGACAACGACGACGACAACAAUGACGACGACAAGCCUCUCGUCCAGGACGCUGAUGAACUUGAAACCACCCCCUCCUCCAUCGGCGGCAAUGCCUCACAUACCACGGGCUUAGACUCCGUCCACAGUUCUCGCAGCAGCACACCCGACCAAGAACCCCCAAGGACGGUAACCAUGACGGCGAGGGCCUACCAGCUCGAGAUGCUCGAAGAGAGCCUCAAGAAAAACGUUAUUGUUGCGAUGGACACCGGGAGUGGGAAAACUCAAGUCGCCAUCAUGCGGAUCCAGGCAGAGCUCGAACGGGGCGACAAGAUUGCAUGGUUCCUGGCCCCAACAGUAUCCCUAGCUGAGCAGCAGUUUGAGACCAUCCGAGCCCAGAUUCCGGGAGUCCAGUCUAGACUGAUACUCGGGUCCGACAAUGUCGAAGCAUGGUCGAGCAAGCCCGGCGUGUGGGAUGCCGUCCUCUUCAACACCCGCAUCAUUGUCUCAACUUAUCAGAUUCUGUUCGACGCCGUAACCCAUGCCCUUGUUCCCCUCGCUUCUCUCGGGAUUAUCGUUGUUGACGAAGCCCACCACUCGAAGGGCAACAACCCCGUCGCAAGGCUCAUGAGGGAGCACUAUGUACCCAACAAAGCCCGAGGACUUCCCGUUCCCCAUAUCUUGGGGUUGACGGCGAGCCCCCUGAUGACGUCCAACUUGAACGAUCUCGAAGUCCUCGAGAGGACCCUAGAUGCCGUCUGCAAGACGCCGAGCAAGCACAGGGAAGAGCUUAUGGCUCAAGUCAAUCACCCCGAGAUGAAGACCAUCUCGUACGGAGGCGCGGCGAGUCUCGACGACGCUGCUCAGCCGACUCCGGCCAUGUUGAGGCUCAGGAACACGUGCCUUGAGCUCGACAUCCGCCAGGAUCCGUUCGUCCGGCAUUUGUUGACCGACAAUACAGCACGGGGCCGGGAGACGCUGAAGAAGGUUCUCUUAACCAAGGAGACAUACUCCCGGUCACAGAUGGAGACGUUCUGCAGAAGAGCCUGGGAGGUGUGGAAGACCUUCGGGCCGUGGGCCGCAGACUACUAUAUCUACAGAGUAAUCUCUUCCUUCCUUAGGGGCUCAGAUAACCCUCCCAGCCAGGAGGGCGACAGUCUAGGCGACCAAGAAUGGGCAUACCUGGCGGAGGCCUUCCGCAAGUUGGACGCGCAGCCACCUCCUGAGACACCGACCGAACUCUCGCCCAAGGUGCACGCCCUGCUCGACGCUCUCGAGUCUCACGAGGGGAACCCGAUCGGCAUCAUCUUCGUCAAAGAGCGGGCGAGCGUCGCGGUGCUGUCCCACAUCCUCGCCGUACAUCCCAAAACAUCGCGCCGCUACCGAGUGGGCUCCAUGGUCGGCACUUCGAGAGUGCCAGGGAGGAGGCGAGACAUCCUGGAUCUGAGCCAAAAGGACUACCUGCUCGCUCUCCAGGCGUUUCGAAAGGGUGCAAUCAACCUUUUGGUUGCGACAAGCGUGCUCGAAGAAGGAAUCGACGUGCCGGCGUGUAAUCUCGUCAUCUGCUUCGACAAGCUGGACAACCUCAAGUCUUUCAUCCAACGCCGGGGGCGAGCACGCAUGUCAGCAUCCCACCUGUACCUCCUCGUCGAGGAUGAAUCGGACCCCUCGUCUCGCCAGUGGCAGAACCUCGAGGGCGAGAUGAAGCGCAAGUACGAAGACGACAUGCGCGAGAACAAGCGGCUGGAGCAGAUCGAGGACAGCGAUGACCUGGACUAUCCGAUACUGAGGGACAGGGAGACGGGCGCCCAGAUCACCAUCCUCGAUGCGAAGGCGCACCUUGAGCAUUUCUGCGCCACCCUUUCGACGCGCAAGUACGUUGACUGGAGCCCCUUUUACGUCGUCCACGACCUGGAGGGCAACCCGGUCGACGCCCGCCAGCCCGGCCUGCGGAAAGCUACCGUCCAUCUUCCGGUAUCGCUGGCCCCCGAGUUGCGAACCUUUGAGAGCCUUCAUGCCUGGAGGUCCGAGGCGAAAGCCUGCAGGGACGCCGCCUUUCAGGCAUACGCCAAGCUGUACGAGGUCGGGCUGGUGAACCGCAACAUGCUGCCCAUCCGAGAGAGCGACCUGUUGAAGGAUGCCGAGCCGCGCGUCGGUAUGGUCACCGUCAGGCAGCAGUUCAACCCCUGGCCGCUCGUGGCUCAGGCGUGGCGGGACGGUGCCCCGAUCUCUAGCAGGCGGGUGACGAUUUCGAGCCACGACAGAUCCAUUUGCGCCGAACUUGAGCUCGCACUCCCGGUGCCGGUUCCGUACAUGGGCCAGUUUGAUUUGUACUGGGACCACAAGUCGGCGUGGCUCGUCCGCAUGAACCCGGAGGCGGGCACGCCAACGGCGGGAGCGAUGAGCGAGACUGACCACACGCCUGCUCUUCUCACCAUGGCCUUUGGACACCGGUGGCGGAUUCAGCAGCAGAAGCAAUUCCCCGUCCGCUUCACCUGCCUGGACCGUGACAUACGCCUCGACGACAUGAGCGCAACAGAGAUCAGCCCCGAGAUCAUGGCCAAGGUCGCACCAACCCAUCUCGUCCGAGACAUCGCGAACCAACAUCACCCCUAUUUCUAUCUUGACUGGCUCCCGUCAAAACCUGCGGCCGAUCUAGUCGGAAAGCCCUACCAGGGCUUCGACGAUGCUCCCCAAGAAGCCGCCUACGUUGCUGUCAAAAGCUGGCCCAAGAAGGUGAGCGCCUUCCGCCGGCCGCGCCCAAACUCGGCACCAACCCCCUGCACAAAACCGUACCCGAGGGUCCUGCCUGCGGACCAGGUCCGGGCCGACAGCAUCCCGGCGGUCUAUGCGCACAUUGCCAUGUUCAUCCCGGCCAUCACCCGCGCACUCGAAGUCCAUCUCGUGGCCAAGGACCUGCUGGACACUCGACUCGAGCCGACAGGCAUCACCGACCUGUCCCUCGUGGUCGCGGCGAUCAGCGCGAGCGCAGCCAGGGGACCGACGGACUACGAGCGGGUAGAGUUUCUUGGCGAUGCGAUCCUCAAGUUCUGUACAGCAGUCAACUGCUCCGCCAAUUAUCCCAUACACCCAGAAGGCUUCUUGUCACGGUUGAAGGACAAGAUCGUGUCUAACUCGAGACUCUUCCACGCUGCGGUCGACUUCGGUCUGGACCGCUACAUCAUUCACAAGACCUUCACCAUGCACAAAUGGCGGCCUGCCUACGUCGAGGACCUCCUAGAGAACCCGCCGUCCGAAACAGAAACCAGAAGACUCUCCACCAAGACGCUCGCCGACGUGGUCGAGGCCCUCAUCGGCGCGUCGUACAUUAGCGGUGGGACCCCCAAGGCCCUCGCAUGUAUGUCCCUGUUCCUCCCAGAGUUCGAGUGGCACAGCAUCGAGCACUGCCGCGAGGUGCUCUACAACCAGGCACCGGACGACGAGCCACUCCCCGCCACCAUGCGCUCGCUGGAGUCCCUGCUAGGUUACACCUUCACCAAGAGGUCGCUCCUCGUCGAGGCCAUGACCCACCCGUCUUGCAACGGCCCGAACAUUCGCGCCUCUCUGGACCGUCUCGAGUUCCUGGGGGAUGCCAUCCUGGACUACAUCGUCGUCAAGGCUCUCUUCGACAUGUCCACCCCCACCCCGCUCGAAAACUCGACCCUCCAUCUUCUCCGGACCACGCUGGUCAACGCCGACAUCCUCGCCUUCCUCGCCUUGGAGUGGGCCAUCACCCAAGACGGAUUCGACGUCGUUACCACCACCACCUCUACUACUACUACUACUACUCUUCCCUCCUCUUCGUCUGGGCGGGAGGACGCAGGUGCCAAUACAAGCGUGAUCGUGACCGCUCGCCAAACCCGGCUCCCGCUACCGUCCUUCCUCCGGCAUGCAUCCCCAGACCUGGGUCUGGCGCAGCGCGCCACGGCGCUCCGGCACGCGGCCAUGCGGGAGCCGAUCCUGCAGGCCCUCUGGAGGGGGCCGCGCUACCCGUGGUCGCUGCUGAGCCGGCUGCAGGCGCAAAAGUUCCACGCGGACGUGGUCGAGAGCCUGCUGGGCGCCGUGUGGGUGGACUCGGGCGACAUGAGGCAGUGCGAGGCGGUGGCGGAGCGGAUCGGGAUCCUGCCGCUGAUGCGCCGCCUGGUGGCCGACCGCGUGUGGCUGCUGCACCCCAAGGAGGAGCUCGGCGUGCUGGCGGGCAGCCGACCCGUCCGGUACCUGGUGCAGCAGGUCCCCGAGGGGGAGGAGGCGGAGAGGCUGUUCCGGUGCGAGGUCGCCGUCGACGGGGAGGUCGUCGGCAGGGCGGAGGGCGCGUUCAGCCAGGAGGAGGCGAGGACGAGGGCUGCGGAGGAAGCAUGUGCGAGGCUGAAGGAGGGAAAGGAAGACUGAUUGGUAGUACCAUUAGUUUGAACAACAAAGGAGAAGGGUGGUGUGGGGGAGAGCUCUGU
Messenger RNA from Thermothelomyces thermophilus ATCC 42464, 4720 nucleotides. RefSeq lists its product as uncharacterized. The transcript has 6 exons. Gene Ontology annotation, cellular component: RISC complex; nucleus; cytoplasm. The coding region runs from base 234 to 4661 and encodes 1475 amino acids. Gene Ontology annotation, molecular function: ribonuclease III activity; RNA binding; ATP binding. Gene Ontology annotation, biological process: siRNA processing. The record is from RefSeq and is a predicted model, not a curated record. Lineage: Eukaryota; Fungi; Ascomycota; Sordariomycetes; Sordariales; Chaetomiaceae.